AUGAAAACACAAUAUCCAAUGAAGACUAUCUUGUUGUUGUUGUUGUUGAUUAAGAUUUCAAUAAGUUAUCAAUCAAUCUUUAAAAUCAAAUUACAACCAACUAACUCAUCAUCAUCAAAGAACAGAAUCCAAUCCAACUCAACUGAUUUAACAGUAGAUGGUCAAUCAAUCCAUAUCAAUCAAAACCAAAUCAAUCUCAUCACUCAUGAUACUUCAAUCCAUCAUCAUCAACUUCAAAACUGUCCAAAGCAUUAUUUAUUUUCAAUCUCACCUUCUAUACUUGAUUCAUCUUUAAUCUUUCAAACUGAUCAUGAUCCACUUGAAUCAUGGAAAGAUGAAUUAAAUUCAUACGUAUCACAACUACAAGAAAUCGAAACAUCAUUACAAACAACUACUACUGGUUCAUCUACUGAACAAAUCGUACUUCGAUCUACUACUACGAAUUCUAGACUGAAUGAAUGUCAAAGGUCUGGGACUCGUGUGUUUUUUUGUGUCAAUCACACUGCUUUGGUUUUGGUACCGUACUUAUCAUUAAAAGAAUUUACUGAAAGGUUACCGAAUCAUAUGGAACUCUUGAUCCAUUUAUACCCCAACAAAACCGAUUUUUCAAAUCCAUACAUCCGAUCUAAAACAUUAAAAAGGUCAUCUGAAAAACUUUUGAAUGAAGUGAUUAAAAUUCAUUAUAAACCAAAGAUAGAUAAACUAAUCAGUUCAUUAAACUUAAAUGAGAUACUUAAGUAUACAAGAACGGUAGUAGGAAUUGAUGAGCCUUCGAAAUGGAUUACUAGACAUACUUUUUCAGAUGGGAUCUUGUUGGCUUUAGAUUGGUUGAAAGAUAGGUUCGAAUCGGGUGCUGUUGGGAUGAGAUGUGGGUUUGAGGAAUAUCAGCUUGGGUUUGCUCCUAAUUUGGUUUGUAAAAUCUUGGCUACCGAUCAAAGGAAUAGAGGGGAUGGGAAGGAAAGAGUUGUGGUUAGUGCUCAUUUGGAUUCUAGGGGUGAUUUUGGUAACGUUUUUGAACCUGGUACAGAUGAUAACGCAUUUGGUUGUUCUGUUUUAUUAUCAAUAUCUAAAUCGAUUCAAGCUCAUCAAUUAUCAUUAAAAAAAGAUUUAUACUUUGUCGUCUUUUCGGGGACUCAUCAAGGAUCUUGGGGUUCAUUGGGUUUAUUGAACAGUUGGAAAGAUCAAUUGGAUUUGGUGCUUUUGCAUUUGGAUCUUAGUAUGAUUGGUUAUAGAGUUCCAGGUGAAAGUAUGCAAUUAGGUUUACCGAUUGAAAAUCGAUUUAAUCGAGUAGCAAAUUGGUUUGUGGGAAAUAUUACAAACUUAUAUUUACCUGAACUUUUGAUCGGUCCUACUCCUGUUAGAGAUUUAGAUUCUCAAAGAUUUGAACGUCAUGGAAUUCUGUCUACAAUUAGAGAUUUAGAUUCUCAAAGGUUUGGAACUCAUGGAAUUCUUUCUACAAGUUUAUUUGAAAGAGCAGGUAAGAUUGGAAAUCCAUUUUAUCAUACUAGUCUUGAUUUGAUUGGUAAACCGGGUUAUGAUCUGGUUCAAGUUCUUACAAUUGGAAAAGCUUUGUAUGCUACUGUGCUUGAAUUGGUGCUUUGA
Molecule: messenger RNA, 1602 nt
Organism: Melampsora larici-populina 98AG31
Lineage: Eukaryota; Fungi; Basidiomycota; Pucciniomycetes; Pucciniales; Melampsoraceae
Exons: 6
Coding region: 1-1602 (533 amino acids)
Biological process (GO): proteolysis
Molecular function (GO): metalloexopeptidase activity
Source: RefSeq, a predicted model, not a curated record